This is a messenger RNA of Esox lucius (northern pike), 4746 nucleotides long. It is a transcript of the gene sema4d, whose product is annotated as sema domain, immunoglobulin domain (Ig), transmembrane domain (TM) and short cytoplasmic domain, (semaphorin) 4D. The transcript is spliced from 18 exons. The record is from RefSeq and is a predicted model, not a curated record. Gene Ontology annotation, molecular function: semaphorin receptor binding; chemorepellent activity. Lineage: Eukaryota; Metazoa; Chordata; Actinopteri; Esociformes; Esocidae. Gene Ontology annotation, biological process: negative regulation of transcription by RNA polymerase II; negative chemotaxis; positive regulation of GTPase activity. Bases 635 to 3277 code for a protein of 880 amino acids.
UCGUCUCUCCAGCUGCCGCAGCAUCACUAUCCUGAGGGAAACUGCCUUGCUUGUUUGCAUACGGGUUUCUCUUCCAUUUUCCACCCCCUUCCCCUAUCUCGACAGAUACCAAUGGGAAAGGAUUUUUGAAUUCACGACGCGAGCAGCAACAAACACAUAGCCGCCAUGCUGCGAGUCAGAGCGACAAACUUGUCACGUUCUUGCAACAACGCUCAACUAUUUUAACUAUCCAAAGGAAUUUUUUUUUCUAACCAAGUCUGCAGUCUUUCCCCCGGUCAUGAUCACACCUUGGUAGCCUGCCUGGUAGGGGCUUGUGGAGGUUGUGAAGAGUGGAGCCACCACCUCUUCUCACUCUCCCCAGCGUGUGGAUCUUUUGAGUGGGCUACAGAGUUUGAUCAGGGUUGUGGACCAUCUUUGCAUCCUACGCCCCACUUCAGUGUUUUCAAGCCUGUGCAGAACUGAAGAAAGCGUUUUCAUGAAUCAAUAUCAGCUAGUUGAAGCCAUGACGGACAACUUGAGAACUGUGUGAUUCUCCGAAAAAGGAGGAGCUGCUCAUCUAGUAGUGCCUCCCGUCGACUCGUUGUGGAGCCACAGAGGAAACUUUACUGUUCCGAAGCUUCUUCCGGAAUCCAAUAUGGCUUUUGGAGUUCUAGGGGUCUUCCUAGGUCUUCUCCUGGAGGUUUCUACACACGGACCCCACAGCAUGCCCCGGACCUCCUGGAAACACGAGGAGGUCAACUUGGUGGAGUUUGCUGAACCAGGAAUCUUUAACUACUCCACACUGUUGCUGAGUGAGGAUAAGAACGUGCUCUAUGUCGGAGCGAGGGAGGCCAUCUUUGAGCUCAGCAUGACCAAUGUGUCAGUCAAGAACAACAAGGUUGAAUGGCAGGUCUCUGAAGCUGAUAUGUCCAUGUGCAUCUUAAAAGGAAAAUCUAAAGAGACGGAUUGUCUGAACUACAUACGGGUUUUACAAGUGUUGGACAACAACCAGCUUUAUGUUUGCGGGACUCACGCAUUUCAGCCCGUCUGUCGCUAUCUGUCCCUGAAGGGUUUCAGUCUGGAGGGUCCGGUGGAGGAUGGCCGGGGAAAGUGUUCCUUUGACCCAGCUCAGAGCUUCACCACUAUCAUGGUUGAUGGAGAACUUUACUCUGGGACAUCAUAUAACUUCUUAGGAAGUGAACCUAUUAUCUCCAAAUAUUCUCUUUCUCAGAGUCUGUUGCGAACGGAGUAUUCAACAUCUUGGCUCAACGAGCCCAGUUUUGUCUUUGCCGAUGUCAUCCGAGAGGGGGAAAACAGUGCCAACGGCGAGGACGAUAAGGUCUACUACUUUUUUACCGAAGUGUCUGUGGAGUACGAGUUCUUCGGCAAGCUGCUCAUACCAAGGAUAGCCCGCGUCUGCAAGGGUGAUCUAGGUGGACAGCGGACACUGCAAAAGAAAUGGACAAGUUUCCUGAAGGCGAAGCUGGUGUGUUCAAUGCCUGAGCUCAACUUUGUGUUCAAUGUGGUCCAUGAUGUGUUUAUUCUGAAGACGCCUAACUGGAGAGAGACGGUCAUCUACGGAGUGUUCACAUCACAAUGGGGAAAUGUAGGCCUGUCUGCAGUCUGCGCCUACAACAUGUCUUCUGUGGAGGAUGUGUUCUCGAAGGGGAAAUACAUGCAGAAAGCCACAGUGGAACAGUCUCACACCAAAUGGGUGAGGUACAAUGGAAUCACCCCCACCCCUCGCCCAGGAGCUUGCAUCAACAACCACAACCGUCUCCAGAACAUCAACAACUCUCUCCACCUGCCUGAUAAGACACUCCAGUUUGUGAAGGACCAUCCUCUGCUAGAGGACCCCGUCUUGCCCAUAGGAAAUGGUCCCAAACUCAUCACCAAGGACAUCAACUACACCCAGAUCGCCGUAGAGCGGGUACAGGCACUGGACAACAACAUGUAUGACGUCAUCUUCACUGGAACGGAUAAAGGAGUCCUGCACAAGUCAGUGUUGUACGAAGAAGAGGUCCAUACGGUGGAAGAGAUUCAGCUUCUUCACAACUCCGAGCCCAUCAAGAACUUGCUUAUCUCAUCACAGGGGACAAGCUUCCUGUAUGUUGGCUCUGACUCAGGUGUAGUGCAGUCUCCGACUGCAUUCUGUGAGAAGUACCCGUCUUGUUUGGACUGUAUUUUGACCCGGGAUCCCUACUGUGCCUGGGACCCAAACACGUCUGCCUGCAUAAACAUCUUUCACACCCAGGGCCCCUCACGCCGAAACUUGAUCCAGAACCUUAGCGGCGACGCAGACAAUUGUCCCUCAGUGCCGGGCCUGUCAGUGGAGAACUACCAGCGUGUGAAAGUCAAACCCGGGAGCUCAGUGGAACUUCCGUGCCUCAUUCGUUCCAACAUGGCCGUCGCGGUCUGGAAGGCAAAUGGCAGCUUGCUGACUGAGGCCUCGAGGUUCCACCUGAUGGGAGAGACAGGGCUGCUCAUUUACAGCGUUGCCCCGGAAGACCAGGGCCUCUAUGAGUGCUGGUCCCUGGAGUGGGCCCCGGCAAUGAGAAAAAACUUCAGCCGCAUCCUGGCCGGGUAUAUCCUGGUUCUAGAUGUACCACGGAGGGCUUCACCGCGAGGCCACCCACCUCAGACUGCCGUCACCCGGACCCAGUCCAACCCUGCCACCGAAGGUAAUAAUGUUGUGAGGCUCCUCCCACUAACCUCAGCCACGCCCAGACCCUCUACCCCCACCUCUCCACCGCCCCCCCGUAGCGCCUCACCAUCACUAACCACGCCCCUCAGCAGUGACACUGACCCACUCCCACCCGAGCUCCCCUCCCCCAGUGUUGCCCCCAUUCCAGAUAAUGUGGACCCUGAGUACCUCCAGCACGACAACAGCCGGGCGCUCCUCUUUCUCUUCCUCCUGUUCUUCAUACUCUUUCUGGCUGCGCUGGCGUACAACUGCUACAUGCGGUACCUUCCAGGCCCUUGUCUCCGCCUGCGUGCUGCUCUGCUCGGCGGCCACAAGAAACCCCCGACUGAGUACGAGGCCUGUGAGGCUGGCCUAAUGGUUCCAGUCGAAAAGACGGACCUAAUGGAUCAGACUCAACCACACCAGAAUGGGGUGAAGCUCCGGGCCCUGAGGGACACGGGCUACGAAACCGAGCCGGAAUGUGGCAAUGGCCGGAUCCCCUCUCACAGCCUUGGGGGCGAUGGGAGUCCCUCAAAAGAGAAGCCCUUUGAUGUGGACAGCGACUCACAGCCUAUUGAAUUUGCAGAUGCAGAUCAAGAGGCUUCUCCGUACUGAUGGCCAUCUCAGCUCCUUUUUACGAGCGUGACAACUGUUAGGUUAAGGCAUGUUAUUCCUUGUCUCUCUGUCUCGCUCUCUGUCUUGCUCUUUCUCUCAUAUACACCUAUGAUAUACAUGCUGGUUUGCUCAGUCUCUCCCUGUCUUUUGGAAGUGCAGAUGGACAGACAGGCUGAGGACUAAUUAUUUUCCACUUGCCAUUCUGAAAACUCUACCCACAAUGUCAAUUUAAUGAAGGACCUACUAACUUAAUUUCAGUUGUAGCCAAAUCCCUAGACAGACUAAAAUCUGUAACUCACUAUCUCUGCCAUGCCCUGCUAGAAAAGCAGAUUUUUUUUCAUUCCAAAUUGGAAACAUUGUUUACCAAAUUGGUAAGUUAAAGUGUUUUCCAAAUUGGAGCCUUUUUACAAUUUCUUUUAUUAAUUUUUUUUACAAUUCGGUGUAAGCGUCUUAACUUCAACUGUAUUUUUCAGAGUUUCCAGUGAAUAACGUUAUUUGACACAUAGGUCAGCUGCUUUACAUCUCAAUCUAUAGUAUGUACAAUUAUCUCAUAUAUGCUGUAGUGCGACCUGUAAAUUCUCAGGGAUGGUUUGUUUGUAUGCUCUACGCCUUGUUCUAUUUGAACAUGUGCAUUCUCACCUCAAUCAGAGAAUGGUAGUAAGAAAAAUUGUUAAAUGUCGUUGGUAAACUGACAGUUAACAAUGGCCAUUGACUGUGAUUGAAGACAUGGUACGACUGUGGUACAAGAUCUGUAGUGACAGUGGAGGAGCUUGGGUCGCAACAAACCUAAGAAGGUUAAUCAGCUGUUUUUGGAAAAGGGGGAAGAUGGUUGUAGCAUUCAGAAGGUGUUUUGUGCUGACAUUGAAUAAACCAAAAUAGGGAAGGGAAUCAUCGUGACUCCUCAGAGGAAAUGGAAAAUUCCAGACACUCACACCACUUCUGCCUGAAGUGCAGAGCCGUCUCCAGAAUAACCCUGUUCUAAUCCAACUGCUUUUAUUUGUAAUAUCCUGUGACUCCCUAGUUCCAUAUUUACUAGACAUGUUCUUCCAUCAUUAAUCUGUGUUGUUUUGUUUUUCCCCACUGGUUAAAUGAACAUAAGUAUGUACAAUGUGAAAGCUUUUAAAGGCUAGAAAGGUAUGAAAAGAAGUAAUUAUCAUGAAAUAUUAUAUACAUUUUUGUGGUUCUUUUAUUGUUGAAACAUGGCCCCUGGAAGCAAUUACGUCUAUUUUUUAUUUAUUGAAGCAUUGUUUUACAGUCUUUAAAGGGGAUUUAUUUAAGACCUGUACUUUCUUAUUUCAUCUUUAGUGUAGUUAUUUGUUUCAUUGUAUUUCUAUGUUCGAAAUGCCCCUUUAAACAGGUACACAUAUUGCUUCCCCUCCUCUCUGUUUACCUGUCACACAUUUCUUUUCAUACCUGGCCGUUUUCCUCAGAGAACUCUCUUUCUUUCCUCCAUCACUCCCUCCCUCUGU